This is a messenger RNA of Penicillium atrosanguineum, 837 nucleotides long. RefSeq names its product ankyrin repeat domain-containing protein. The transcript has 2 exons. Lineage: Eukaryota; Fungi; Ascomycota; Eurotiomycetes; Eurotiales; Aspergillaceae. The record is from RefSeq and is a predicted model, not a curated record. Bases 1 to 837 code for a protein of 278 amino acids. Gene Ontology annotation, molecular function: protein binding.
AUGAAUUAUUAUGAGUAUGUCACGCAGUCUGCCGAGCUUCUGAUUCGCGGUCAACACACGCCUCUAUUCCUAGCGCCACAUCGUGGCCACGUCGCUGUAGUUCAAGCUAUACUCGCUCAUGGAGUCGACGCUAAUGCCCGAAGCCAGGGGAGACGCACGGCGCUGUACGAUGCUUAUAUCCAUGGUCAUAUAGAUGUGGUUGAGGCUCUUCGGGCUCACGAGCAGAUUGACAUUAACGCGUACGACUUGGAUGGCUAUACUCCAAUCUCAAUCGCAGCACGACAUGGCAAUGUUGAUAUUGUGAAGAUGCUGCUCGCCCGUGGCGCCAAUCCCGGGUUAGUACGCAGGAAAAAUUCGCAGGUUACUACUCUCCAUAGUGCGGUCGAGAAGCAAAAGCUGGAACUGGUUCGUCUUCUUGUUAACCGUGAAGACGCGGAUCUAAAUGCGUUGCGUGCAAAAUCAACCCUGUUACAGUCUGUCGUUGAUCGAAACAAUGAAGACCUCAUUAAGAUCCUGCUCACCGAUCCGAGAGUGGACCCUGACCUCACGGUUCGUCGUGACGCCCAGACACCCCUACUACGCGCAACAUUGAAGAACAACACGGAAAUGGUUCAAAUGUUGCUAGUUGCUGCGGCAAAUAAAAAUCUCAAAGAUAAAACGGGUCUCUCACCCGCUAUGUUGCUUGAAGCAAGCGCGGAGGCUCGAGAGGAGCUCGAGCGCGACCGGGGGUUAUUCGGCUCAAAGUCUCUCAGUAAGCUCGGAAUUACUGUAGAUUUGAUAAACCCCAAGGAUUCUCUGUCGCAGCUUCUAGUACAGAUAGAAAGGUCAGAUAUAUAG